Messenger RNA from Parasteatoda tepidariorum (common house spider), 3113 nucleotides. RefSeq names its product histone deacetylase 6 (gene HDAC6). The record is from RefSeq and is a predicted model, not a curated record. NCBI's taxonomy places the organism in Eukaryota, Metazoa, Arthropoda, Arachnida, Araneae, Theridiidae. Gene Ontology annotation, biological process: epigenetic regulation of gene expression. Gene Ontology annotation, molecular function: histone deacetylase activity; zinc ion binding. Gene Ontology annotation, cellular component: histone deacetylase complex.
UCUCGAUUUAGCUGUUAUCAACUAAUUUAUUUGGUACUUUACCCUUAUCAACGAUAUUUCGUGCUAAGUUAUCAGGUAUUGUUAGAAUUUUCUAAUAAAUCCUGCUUAACAUUUUACUCCCAGUCAUUUAUAGUUUGCUAUUCAAUGUCAAAUCGAUAGACAUAAUUUUAUAGAAACCAAAAUGUCUUCCGAAAGAAAAACUGGAAUUAUAUAUGAUCAUCGCAUGAGUGGUCAUGAAUGUAUAUGGGAUCAGGGCCAUAUAGAAACACCCCUGCGGUAUUCAUUUCCUUUAAAAAAAUGCGAGGAAUACAGGCUCUUAGAUCGAUGCAUUAAAAUUCCAUCGAAAUUCGCUUCUGAAGAAGAAUUACUCUUAGUGCAUGAUAAAAAUUAUAUCGAAGAUAUCAAACGUUCAAAAUUAUUGAAUGAUCCAUCCGAUUUAGAAGACUUUGCUUCAAGUUAUGAUUCUGUUUACUUCAAUAGCAAAACAUAUGAUGCGUCCUUGUUAUCAGCUGGAUGCACAUUGCAAUUGGUGUCUUCCGUAUUAAGUGACCAAGUUAAUAAUGGUAUGGCAAUCGUUCGUCCACCAGGUCACCAUGCCAUGACAACAGAUGCCUGUGGGUUUUGUUUCUUUAAUAAUGUUGCAGUUGCAGCAAAAUAUGCAUUAGAGCAUUGCAACUUAUCCAGAAUACUGAUUGUAGAUUGGGACAUUCAUCACGGCCAAGGAACGCAGCGUAUGUUUUACAAUGAUCCACGAGUGCUGUAUUUUUCUAUCCAUCGAUAUGAAAAUGGAGCCUUUUGGCCACAUUUAAGAGAAUCCAAUUUUGACUAUGCAGGUGGGCCUUCAGCAAAAGGCUUCAAUAUUAAUGUGCCUUUAAAUGGAACUGGUCAAGGAAAUGCCGAGUAUUUAGCAAUUUUUAAUAAUGUCUUGUUACCUAUUGCUUAUGAAUUCGCUCCUGAGUUAGUUAUAAUAUCUGCUGGUUAUGAUAGUGCCUAUGGCUGUCCUGAAGGUGAGAUGAAGGUUUAUCCUUCAUUAUAUCCUCAUUUGAUAAAUUCAUUGUCUUGUCUUGCAAAUGGACGCAUUUGUGUCGUGCUUGAAGGAGGAUAUUGCAUACCAUCUCUUUCUGAAUCUGUUGCUUUAACUCUUAGGGCAUUGCUUGGCGAUCCUUGUCCCAUAAUACCUCCUUGUAUAAGCAUCAGCCAAGUAACUGUAAACUCUGUUUUAAAUGUUUUAUCGGCUUUACGUGAAUAUUGGGACUCUGUAAAACUUCAGCCGUUAUACAAGUCCAGUUCUGAAGGGAUUGGAGAAAAGCAUUUUGUUCAUGUUGAUUAUACUGGAAGCCCAUUAGAAGGAUCAUCUAAGUAUGUUACUCGUGGUUAUAAUCCAGUAGUUCUGUCUCACGUAAAAGAUUUGCUUGAAUCUGAAUUGAAAGAUAUAAUUUCUAAAACUGACUUAUCUGUUCCUACUGCCAGAUCAUGUUUUAUAUUUAGUUCUAAACAUAAACAUUCAUCAUUAAAUGAAUUAAAUGUUUCUGGAGAAGGAAUAAAGAGUGCAGUUAAUGUGUUAAAAAAUUUUUAUGAAUGUGGAAUUCUUUCUAAAUGUACCUGGCUGGAAUUGACUGAAAACACUGAAACUGAUUUAACUGCUUUAGUUAACUUGAAAGGAGUAAAUAAAAUAAAAUCUACUUGGAAGUUAUCUGAUGAAGUGCGCAUGAAAUUAGAACAAAAUUAUUCUGAAAAUGCUUGUAAAUCAAUUAGCGAUAAUUUAUUGCAGCUCGUCGAUGCAGUUGUUAAACGUGUAUGUGUUAAUGGGUUUAGUUUGACUUAUGCAGUUGAUGGGACAUCUGAUUCUGAAAAUAAGGCACAGUUUUGCAAGUUUAAUGAAGUUGCUCUUGCUGCUUCUUAUCUUAUUGAACAACAUUUCAUGAAAAGAAUUUUGAUAAUCGAUUGGAGUGUUGACCACAAUAACAACACUCAGAAAAUUUUCUAUGAAGAUGAUAAAGUUUUGAGUAUAUCUUUGCAUUACUGUGGAAAAAAGAUUUGCCCUAUGUCGAUAGAUGAAACUGGCGUUAAGCAGGGUAAAGGAUAUAAUGUUAAUGUUCCUUUUACACAUGCUGUUACUGACGGAGAUUAUCUGGCUGCCCUAUUCCACAUUAUCCUUCCAAUAGCGUAUGAAUUUGGCCCUGAAUUUAUCUUGAUAUCUUCUGCUUUCAAUAAUGAAUGCUUUUCCUUAUUGUCACCUUCUUGUUACGGCAUCAUGGUAAAACUUUUGAGCUCACUAUGUAAUGGAAAAAUGAUUAUUGACUUUGAAGGCUGGAAUCAUAACAAUACCUUUGAUGAAACAACAUGCUGUAUUUCUUCCCUGCUUGGUAAUUCUGAGCUACUAUCCUUAAAUUCACAAAGUUUAAAACCCUGCUCAGAGGCAAUUGAAACAAUACAAAAAGUAAUUGCAGUUCAGAGAAAAUUUUGGAGAAGUUUGGCUUUUGCUAAAUUUCUGCCGGACAAUGUCACUACUGAGUCAAAAAAGGUGCAUACUGUGAAUAACCUCAAACGUAGGCAAUCAAGUGAUCCUGUUGCAAUACCUAGAAAGCUUGAUGAGGCAAUCAAAAUGGAAGAAUGGAUUGGUGAAGCUUCAGGAUUUAGCAACAAUACUGAAUUAUUCUGUGUUGUUCCUUUGGAAUAUUGCCCUCAUCUCGAAUUGCUCCAACCAAUACCGACUGAAGGAUUAAAUCCGUUUGCUAGAUGCUAUUCGUGUAAUGAUCCCAAUGAGAACUGGGUCUGUCUUCAUUGUUAUCAAGUUUAUUGUGGACGUUUUAUUAAUCAACAUAUGUUGCAACAUGGUCAAGAUAUGAAACAUGUUCUUACUCUUAGCUAUGUUGAUUUAAGUGUGUGGUGCUAUGCUUGUGAUGCAUACAUUCAUAAUGAGCUUAUUGCGCCUAUUAAAGAACAUGCUCACAUUAAAAAAUUUGGUAGUUUGUAAAGCAUGUUUUAAAGAUGUAUUUGAUUUGAAAAUUAGUUUCAAUAAUGUUUAAUUUGUUUGUUCCUUUACAUAGUAUAAACUGUUUGAGAAACAAAUGAGCUUAUAUUUUCAAAAAUUUUGUUUUAUUACCUAUAGU